AGUUAAUUUUCUCACACAUGAAAAGAAAAUAGCUAGCAGUGGGGAUUAAGCAGUUGCGUUUAUGAUCGUAUUUUGUGACCAACUGUUUAAAUGAAAUUAACUACAGACACGUAGUUUGAGGUGGUGUGUUUUGUCUUAUAUGACGCGCAGUAAACGAGGGCAAUGUCGCUGACAGCUGCUUAUUCCACGCAAACAACAAGGCUCCGAGCAGAAUUAAAGGUGUAACAGCAUCAGCCGGCAUAUAGGAUCCCUGCUACGAGACAGUCUGAGUGGAUAUUUGUGUGAGAGUGUGCGAGCACUACAGAAGCAGAGGUUUGUAACGUGAUGCCAAGAUGCUGCUGUCUCUGGGAAUGUUGAUGCUAUCUGCCACGCAGAUUUACACCAUCUUCACCGUUCAGCUUUUCGCCUUCCUCAACCUGCUGCCUGUGGAGGCCGAUAUCGCUGCUUAUUCAUUUGACAACAGAACUGAGAACUUUGACGACAUGCCUGCACGAUUUGGCUACCGCUUGCCAAGUGAUGGAUUGAAGGGCUUCCUGAUUGGCGCUCGACCCGAAAAUGCCUGCGUGCCGAUCGAACCGCCUCCCAGGGACAACCUGACAGGCGCUUUCUUUGUGCUCAUCAAACGAUUUGACUGCAACUUUGACAUGAAGGUCCUCAAUGCUCAAAAAGCUGGCUACAAGGCAGCUGUUGUUUAUAAUGUGGACUCGGAGGACCUGAUCAGCAUGGCUUCCAAUGACCUGGAUGUGGUGAAGCAGAUCGUUAUUCCCUCUGUGUUUGUGGGUGAGGAGACUGCCAAUACUCUGAAAGAUGACUACAUGUAUGACAAGGGGGGACACGUGGUCCUCGUCCCAGACUUCAGCCUGCCUCUGGAGUACUACCUAAUCCCCUUCCUCAUCAUCGUGGGAAUCUGCCUCAUCCUCAUUGUUGUCUUUAUGAUCACCAAGUUUGUCCAGGACCGCCGCAGAGCUCGGAGGAGCCGCCUGCGCAAAGAUCAGUUGAAGAAACUUCCCAUCCACAAGUACAAGAAAGGAGAUAACUACGAUGUGUGUGCCAUCUGUCUGGAUGAAUACGAAGGAGGAGAUAAACUCAGAGUCCUGCCUUGUUCUCACGCCUACCACAGCAAGUGUGUGGACCCCUGGCUGACCAAAACCAAGAAAACAUGUCCCGUGUGCAAGCAGAAGGUGGUCCCCUCUCAGGGCGAUUCCGAGUCUGACUCAGAAGAGGGGGACAGCGGCCCCGAUGAGAACGAGGUGUCGGAGAGCACGCCGCUGCUUCGCUCCCUGGCCUCCACCAGCGCUCACUCCUUCGGCACCAUGUCGGGAGCGUCGCACUCAGAGCGAGACCAGGAUUCCUCAGAGUACGAGGAUGAGCUGGACAGCAGUGACCGUGAGGAGGAGGUUACGGUGGAGACUGUGGUGGUCCAGAUGCAGCAGCCAUGCUCCGAGGACCAUGAACAAGACUUGCCCCGAGCUUGACAGAUGUGCUACAUCAGUCACCUAUGCCUGACCUUCCCCCACCUCACAGCUGUAGACUUCAGUUGGGGGGGGGGGUGCAAAACUGGUUCAUGGUCCCAGUUCUUGGUCUUUUUUUUUUUUUUGGUAAGAGUUUAAAGUUUCACGGUUCACAGAGCAAAGUGGCAGCAUCAGGAGGCUCCUCAGCAGAUCUGAUUCUGAACCAACCAAAGGAGCUUGAGUUCCACACACGUCCAGUAGAAGCACCGUCUGUAUAUAAGCAACAUGUUGUCUUCUGUCCUUAAGGUGAAUGAUGUAGAUACAGGCCCAUGCCUCAGCUCCAUUUGAAGCUUUAGGCAGUUAAAGCUGCAGCAAUGCAUUAGAAAGUGCUUCACUUGUUUUGUGCCACAGCUCGUUAGCUGCGAGCGCCAUUGGAAGUGAAACCCAAGGAAGUUGUGUGAAAACUUGCUGAAUGUGCAUUUUCACGAGGCAAUCACAUGAAAGAGUGGAUUAAAUUCGUGGUAAACUUCUGCUGACUUAACACUCAAUUACCGGUUGAUGUAACAGGCAUUUAAAUAUUCUCGUGUAAGUUUGCGAAUGCCGUUUUAUUUUUAAACUGCUUUUGUUAUCAAUCGUUGCCUUGUUUUUCCUGUUCUUAGAACAAACCACUUCAGUACAAGGAAACAAUUUCUUAAGGUUUUACUUUGUUUAUAAACACAUUUCAGCCAGUUUGUUACAUGUGAGUUAACGAAGGACCUUAGUCCAAAAAUGUCACGAAUCAUGCUUUUAUAGUUCAAAUUAAACCGCAAGAUCCUGUUUAUUUUGGUUAUUUAAUGUUGCUCAUUUUCUGCCUGCUGUUGUACAUGAUCAAAUAAAGGGAUGUCUGAUCCCACUCGGAUACGUGACUUCAUAUCAUGAUCUGCUUUAGUUUGUUUUCAGUCCAAUUUUUGGACCUAAAAACAAGAUGCUCUAAAGUAAUGGUCACAUCAUCCAACAUGUUUCAUUACUGAAUACAUUUCAUUUGAAUAAACAAGGAUUGCUUUCGGACACCAUAAAACUCCCCCAGCUAAACAGAACGAGAAGGCCUCAGAUUUUAAAAAAUCAUGCGAGUGAAUAAACCCCAUAUACUUCUAGAGGGAUUCAUCAGAAUUUUCUUAAAGGAAUUAUUCUAGAAAAAUUGUAUUAAUUAUUUCUAUUUUUAUUCUUAUAACCCUCAAAGCUUUACAGUUAAUUCAAAGUAUGUUAUUGUUCAUUUUGCUUUGGAGGUGUAAUAGGAGUCAAACUUAACUUGUUAGACAUGUAACCAGACAGGAAGUGACUAAACUAAAAUGUUUGAUUCGGGUUAUUUUUCUUCAAGGUCAAGUCCAUGACUGGAGGUUUCCCAGAACUAUAAAAAAAACACUUAAAGAAAAAUAAUGACAUUAAACAAGUAUCUGGUUGGAAUAAAUUUAUUUGAUCUGUUUGUAAACAAGGUGAUAAAUCAAUUUAUGGCAUUCUUGGUUUAUGCAUACGAUCGAUGCAUUAAAGACUAUCUCAGAAGUAAGAAAACAAAAUAAAGUGGUGAGGAAAGGAAAUGAACAAAUCAGCAAACAGGAUUUGAAACAGUGUUUUUAUGAGUACACAUAUCCCACAAGGCCUAAACAAUGGAGCUGUAGCUAAAAGAAAUGUGCUGAUGAAAUGUCGCCAGCAGUGGGUAAAUCCAUCGUACAGAUCUCUACAUUAUGGCACAGGAUACACAGGUUCUGCAAUUUGGUUUCAACAGGACAACCAUGAGCAUCUUCGUUCCAACCAAUCCCCUCCCAUCGAGUGCCAUUUCUACUUUUAGCAGUUAGUUGUUGGACGUUACACUUAGCAGUGCUGAGCGUGGACAGACCCAGUGAUACCCCAGCGCUCAGCUGACUAGAAAGAAGGCAAUUUAUUCCACAGUUAUGUAGUUAACACAGUACGGGUUUGUACAAAUGCAGACAAUCCCCCCCAAACAGUACAGACAAAUAUUAUCUUCAUACUCCGCCCUCUGUCAUGUAGCUUUUUUUAAUUCUAAACAGCCAUAAUGUGACGUUACUUCUUUUCAUCAGAGGAGGUUGGUGACCUCACACGAUUUUAAGCACUUGUAUGAACGCCCGAGCUGCAACUACACUUGGUCCGAUAAAAGAACAAAAUUCUAACUGAACAUACUCCAGAUGGUUAAAUGCUGGGAUAUCUACUCUCCAAAAAAUAAAAUGGCAGUCUUUCAAUUAAACAAAAAAAAAAAAAAACAUAA
This is a messenger RNA of Nothobranchius furzeri (turquoise killifish), 3711 nucleotides long. RefSeq names its product ring finger protein 13 (gene rnf13). Gene Ontology annotation, molecular function: zinc ion binding. The record is from RefSeq and is a predicted model, not a curated record. NCBI's taxonomy places the organism in Eukaryota, Metazoa, Chordata, Actinopteri, Cyprinodontiformes, Nothobranchiidae.